GCCACACUGUUUCCGUGUCACCCGAAUAUCGCUCGUUUUCGUUCCGGCUCGGCUUUCACGCUUACAGCCACCAGCUUCCGACCAGCUUCUUUGGGCUCUCCGCCGCUCCCACCGCGAGCGCAUCAUGCCGGGCGACAACAAGCGUCGCCACUCUGAAGCCCCUCCGGCCAAGCCUGCAGCAUCGAAGGUUCCGGCAACACCCCGAGCACCUCAGGCUGCGCCGCCCACAGAAGAGCCUCCAUUCAAUUGCAUCAGCUCCAUCACUUCCAGCAACGGCUGCGCCCAAACAGGCUCCACCCGCAGCAGCGCCUGCGCCGUUCUUCGUCAAGCGCCGGCGCAGCGGCGCCGCCAACUCAGCUCCGGCGCAGGUAACCCAACCUGCGCUCCAGACCAGCGUCCUGAAGUACAGCGCAGACGGCUCCCUCACGCACACCGACUUCGAACCCGACCUGCCCUGCUUUGCAAUCCUCCGGCGCAUGACCAACAAGCCGAGCCUCACCUAUAAAAUCAGGGGCUCCAUCAUUGCCUUCAUUGAAGCUGGGGCGCGCGCCAAUCCUGGUGGCGAUGUCCCGCAGCGACUGAGCGACCUGGUGGCAUUCUCCCAUGUUGCAUUGGAGCUCUCCAUCCACGGCGCACCGCCCUAUGCCUCCACGCACUUGACCAUCAUGGCUGCUGGCACUGACGAGGCCUUCGUACUUCUCCUUGAGGGCAACACGUUUCCGCUCAAAGCCCAGACCAACCAUUGCUGGCCGUGCGAUGCCUUGUCGCAAAAUG
Messenger RNA from Durusdinium trenchii, 774 nucleotides. The record is from the annotation of a GenBank genome assembly. Lineage: Eukaryota; Dinophyceae; Suessiales; Symbiodiniaceae.